AUCAUCUAAUCGUCGCAAUGCCUGUCAGCAUCCUCAUCGUCGGCGCUGGCGCCAUCGGAGCAUUCUAUGCAUCCCGCCUUGCUGUUGUUUCGGGUGUUUCCGUCUCGGUAAUUUGCCGCUCGAACUACAAAGCGGUGAAAGCCAAUGGCUUCCAAGUCACCUCUCCCCAGUACGGCGAUUACACAUUUGUGCCGGCCAACACCUUCGCGAACCCAGACGAGGCAAAAAAGAGCGAGAUAGAAUGGGAUUACAUUGUCGUGAGCACCAAGGCGUUGCCAGACGUGAGCGAUGACUCGACCAUACUGGAGGGUCUAGUGAGCGGUAAGACAGCCAUUGUGCUGAUCCAGAACGGCCUCGGUGUGGAGGACCCAUAUACAAAACGUUUUCCACAGGCGGCGAUAUGCUCGGCAGUCACAAUAGCAACAUGUGCACAGCCUGAACAUGGGCAGAUCAAGCACAACAGGUGGACGCGCAUAAACAGCGGACCGUACCUACCGCAUCUAGACACUGGGGGGGCCAAAGAUACAGACGCUCGCAUUACGGAACAGAACGAAGCGUUCAUUGCUCUGCUCAAAGAGGGUGGCAUCAAGGAUGCAGAAGCCUACUCGCAUGCUAAACUGCAAUUGGUCCGCUGGCACAAGAUCGCCAUCAACGCCUCCAUGAACCCGACAUCUGUACUUACCAUGUGUCUCCCCAAUAACGUCAUGUCUCUCGACCCAGAGCUUCAGCGCCAUCUCAAAGGCGUGAUGGAGGAGAUCCUGGAUACUGCGCCCAAGAUCCUAGGCCAGCCCAUGCCAAAGGAGUUCGCUACACCAGACGCGAUCAUCAAGUCCACGCAGAAAAAUACUAGUGGCAGCCGACCGAGUAUGGCAGUAGACUGGGAGGCGGGGAAGAAAAUGGAGAUUGAGGUCAUCCUGGGAAACCCGUUGAGAAUUGCAAGAGAAAGAGGAUAUGAGAUGCCAAGGCUACAAAGCUUGUAUGCGAUGAUUAGGAUGGCACAAGAGGUCAGGGAUCAGAAGAAGGACAUUAAGCUAUAA
Molecule: messenger RNA, 1037 nt
Organism: Pyrenophora tritici-repentis Pt-1C-BFP
Lineage: Eukaryota; Fungi; Ascomycota; Dothideomycetes; Pleosporales; Pleosporaceae
Product: ApbA, Ketopantoate reductase
Biological process (GO): pantothenate biosynthetic process
Cellular component (GO): cytoplasm
Molecular function (GO): 2-dehydropantoate 2-reductase activity
Source: RefSeq, a predicted model, not a curated record